AUGUCUGCAGAGGAUCCAUCUGUAACAGCACACACGCAACCUACCAAUGUGGACCAACAACAACCCCUAGAGGGCAUAAUACCGUCUCCCACAGGCAUCGAAGAAACGGCGACAAUGAAGGGUAAAGUAAGCUCUUUGGUCCAGAGUGCCAUGUCAAGCAAUCCUUAUUUUGCUGCAGGUGGUGGGCUGAUGAUUCUUGGUUCAGGUUUGGCACUUGCUCGAUCAGGGAUGAUCAAAUUGAGUGGUUUGAUAUAUCGACAGAUGAUUAUUGAUUUGGAGAUUCAAUCUCGGGAUAAAUCAUACUCGUGGUUCCUUACUUGGAUGUCAAAACACCCACAGAGGAUCUCUAAGCAUUUAUCAGUGAGGACAAAUUACAUUCAGCAUGAUAAUGGUUCCAUUAGUACCAAAUUUUCAUUGGUUCCUGGCCCAGGAAAUCAUUGGAUUAGAUAUAAGGGAGCCUUCAUCAUGAUUAAGAGGGAGAGGUCAGGGAAGAUGGUAGAUUUGAUUAAUAGUUCCCCCUAUGAGACAGUGACAUUGACUACAUUGUAUAGGGAUCGUCAUUUAUUUAAUGAAAUAUUGAAUGAGGCUAAAGACAUUGCCAUGAAGACUACUGAGGGUAAAACGGUAAUAUAUACUUCGUUUGGACCAGAAUGGAGAAAAUUCGGUCAACCCAAGAGUAAGAGAAUGCUGUCCUCUGUUGUGUUAGACAAAGGUGUCAAAGAAGGUAUAUUACAAGAUGUUGAAGAAUUCAGAGCAAAUGGGUCAUGGUAUGCAGACAGAGGUAUACCGUACAGAAGAGGUUAUUUAUUAUAUGGACCACCAGGAUCCGGUAAGACAAGUUUCAUACAAGCUAUGGCAGGUGAAUUGGAUUACAACAUUUGCAUUUUAAACCUUUCAGAAAAUAACUUGACAGACGAUAGAUUGAAUCACUUAAUGAAUAAUAUGCCCGAAAGAAGUAUUUUACUAUUAGAAGAUAUCGAUGCAGCAUUCACAACCAGGCAACAGACCACGGAAACCGGGUAUCAGUCACAUGUCACCUUUAGCGGACUAUUGAAUGCCCUCGAUGGGGUUACUUCAUCAGAAGAAACCAUAACUUUCAUGACGACGAACCACCCAGAGAAACUAGACCCAGCCAUUUUAAGACCGGGUAGAGUCGAUUACAAAGUGUUCAUUGACAAUGCCUCCAGUUAUCAAAUAGAGCACAUGUUCUUGAAGUUCUACCCUGGAGAAACGACGCUCUGUGAACAGUUUGUCGACACGGUACAGAAUCUGGGCCACGCUGUAAGUACAGCACAAUUACAAGGACUUUUCGUCAUGAACAAGGAUCAACCUGCUGCUGCAUUGAAGCAGGCUACGACGAUCCUAAGAGGAGUGGAUGCACCUUCAAAAGAUCAGCAUCAUCUUCACGAGAUCUCAUUUUGA
Molecule: messenger RNA, 1422 nt
Organism: Naumovozyma castellii
Lineage: Eukaryota; Fungi; Ascomycota; Saccharomycetes; Saccharomycetales; Saccharomycetaceae
Gene: BCS1
Product: bifunctional AAA family ATPase chaperone/translocase BCS1
Exons: 1
Coding region: 1-1422 (473 amino acids)
Source: RefSeq, a predicted model, not a curated record